Lutra lutra (Eurasian river otter) is the source of this 445-nucleotide messenger RNA. RefSeq names its product ATP synthase membrane subunit k (gene ATP5MK). Bases 162 to 338 code for a protein of 58 amino acids. The record is from RefSeq and is a predicted model, not a curated record. The transcript is spliced from 4 exons. NCBI's taxonomy places the organism in Eukaryota, Metazoa, Chordata, Mammalia, Carnivora, Mustelidae.
AAGGAGGGACUUCAAGCCAUAGCCAAUCGACGCUGAAGGCUGAAUCGCUCUGGCAGUCCAACGCGUGCGGGGGAGGAGGCAUCUUCCGGCCGGCUGCGGGGUAGCUGCGUACGUUGAAGGACACAACCCGCGGAAUUGGUGUCUUCUGCAAGAUUGAAAUCAUGGCAGGUCCAGAAGCUGAUGCCCAAUUCCAUUUCACUGGUAUCAAAAAAUAUUUCAACUCUUAUACUCUCACAGGUAGAAUGAAUUGUGUACUGGCCACAUAUGGAGGGAUUGCUUUGAUGAUCUUAUACUUCAAGUUAAGGUCUAAAAAAACACCAGCUGUGAAAGCAACAUAAACAGAUUUUAACUUGUACCUCAUCUGUUAAGUUCCCAUGCCUGGAGAAGCUUUUGUUAGCUCAUCAUGUGAUAUUCAAUUUGUACAAUAAAUUAUGAACCUGGAAAA